Molecule: messenger RNA, 1551 nt
Organism: Trichoderma asperellum CBS 433.97
Lineage: Eukaryota; Fungi; Ascomycota; Sordariomycetes; Hypocreales; Hypocreaceae
Biological process (GO): malate transmembrane transport
Cellular component (GO): membrane
Molecular function (GO): malate transmembrane transporter activity
Source: RefSeq, a predicted model, not a curated record
UUCGACUCUACGGAGUUUUCCAGCAUACUAUAUACUAGUAUACUUUUUUUUUUUUCUUUUCUCCAAACCGUCGCUUGCUCGACACCACACGACAUCAUCUAUUAUGGCCCAUAAAGCACAGUCUCUAACAUGGGACAGCCUACCUGCUCCUGGAAGAUCCGAGCCUGAGGGUCAAGAACUUCAAGAGUUCUUUGUUCCCAUUAGCGACGACACUACUGAGAGAGCAAGGCCUAGAACUAGCGCCACCAACCACACGCGAGUGCCUUCUGACGACGUGACUCGCACUAAUACACCAACACACGAGAAGCAGCACGCAGACGACGAGGAAACUACCAAGGAACCAGUCGAUAUCUACGAUCCAAAUAGGCCGAAGCUAUCUAUACGACAGAGACUCCAACACUUCACGUGGGCUUGGUAUACUCUACCGAUGAGCGCAGGAGGGCUAUCCUUGCUCAUAUUUGCACAACCUAAUCAAUUCAAUGGUUUGAAAACUAUUGGCUUGGUGGUUUAUAUCGUAAACAUUAUCAUAUUUUCGCUGGUUACAUUGACCAUGGCAGCUCGAUUUGCCUUCCACACAGGCGAAAUGAUCCGCUCCCUUAGUCACCCACGAGAAGGCUUCUUUUUCCCGACCUUCUUUCUCUCCGUCGCUACAAUCAUUACAAGUACCCAAAGAUAUGCCAUACCAGACAAUCAUGAAGGACUGAAAUGGGCUAUACAAGCAGCUUUCUGGAUAUACGUCGCUUUAACAGCCGUGCUAGCUAUUGGUCAAUACAGCUACGUCUUUGCUGUUCAUAGCCUCAAUCUCCAGAGCUUUAUGCCAACUUUAAUUUUGCCAAUCUUUCCAAUUAUGCUUUCCGGGACGAUUGCGUCUGUCAUAGCAUCAACACAGCCUGAUAUCGCCGCUAUGCCAAUUCUCGUCGCUGGGCUAACAUGCCAAGGCCUUGGGAUGUCGGUUGCCAUACUGAUGUACUCGCACAUGAUUGGACGCUUGAUUCAGUCUGGUCUUCCGAACCGAGAACAUCGCCCUGGUCUUUUCAUGUGCGUUGGUCCACCAGCAUUCACAGCGUUGGCUUUGAUUGGCAUGGCGAAUGGAGUGCCUGGCAGUAUCCAAGAGCUAGCGUUCGAGAAGAGCGUCAUAAGGGUCAUUGCAGUUUCAGUGGCUGUAUCUCUCUGGGCCCUCAGCUUUUGGUGGUUCGGUAUUGCCGUCGUUGCUGUUGUUUCAUCGCCGCCAAAGUAUUUCCAUCUGGGUUGGUGGUCUAUGGUGUUUCCCAAUACAGGCUUUACAUUAGCAACAAUCUCUAUCGGGAAAGAGCUGGCCAGUACCAGUAUGCAGUGGGUGACUACAGGAAUGAGCAUCUGCAUGGUCAUUAUCUUUGUUUUUGUCUUUGUUAACCUUGUACGAGCUGUAUGGGUUCAAGAUAUCAUGUACCCAGGAAGAGAUGAAAAUGUAGAAGACCAUUGAGCUGAGACUGUUGAGGAUGAGUCCUAUGUCUAGAAUCAUUAUACAGUGUUAACGAUAUUUUUUCUCUCUCUUCUCUUUUCCAAUAUUAU